Molecule: messenger RNA, 480 nt
Organism: Linum trigynum
Lineage: Eukaryota; Viridiplantae; Streptophyta; Magnoliopsida; Malpighiales; Linaceae
Source: the annotation of a GenBank genome assembly
AUGGAUUCAUCAGAGAUGAGGUACUUGGAGGAUGAUGACACUCCAAAGAUGAAAGUUGUAAAGGGUGCAACCACAGGAUUGGUUACUGGGACUAUUUUCGGUACCAUUGUCGCCACUUGGCAUGAUGUGCCUCGUGUGGAGAAGCACGUCGCACUUCCAGGGCUAAUAAGGACUCUGAAGAUGAUGGGAAAUUAUGGGAUGACCUUUGCUGCCAUUGGUGGUGUUUACAUUGGUAUUGAGCAGCUUCUACAGCAUCAAAGAAUGAAGAGAGAUUUCGUUAAUGGAGCUGUUGGUGGUUUUGUUGCUGGGGCUUCGGUCCUAGGCUUUAAAGCAAGGAGCAUCCCAACGGCUAUUUCUGCUGGAGCAGCUCUCGCCGUUACCUCAUCGCUCAUCGAUGCUGGAGGCCAGACCACUAGAGUAGACAAUGGCAAGGAGUAUUACCCUUACACCACCAAGAAAAGAUCCACCGUCGAAGCAUGA